GGCGCGGGCAGAGGCUUGGAUUCGAGCAGGUGAGACGGUGGCUUUCUCUCCGAGCGGCGAGUGGGACUCCGAGUUUUGAAUCCUUGGCGGCGUAUACCUUGCCCGCCUGACGUCGGGGCUGCAGGAAGGAUGCGAAGCCUGAGCGCGGUGUGGCUGCUGGGGGGCGCCAUCCUGCUGGCCGCCUCUGCUUCCUGCAAUCGCACCAUCCAAGGAUCCAAUAGAACCUCCAAAGGAAGAAGUCUCAUUGGCAGGAUUGAUAGCUCAUCUCAAAUCACUGGGAAAGGAGUUACAGUGGAACCAGGCUUUUCUGUGGAUGAGUUUUCUACCUCUGUCCUCACUGGAAAACUGACCACUGUCUUUCUUCCAAUUGUCUACACAAUUGUAUUUGUGAUUGGUUUGCCCAGUAAUGGCUUGGCGCUGUGGGUCUUUCUUUUCCGAACGAAGAAGAAGCACCCUGCUGUGGUGUACAUGGCCAAUCUAGCCUUGGCAGACCUCCUGUCUGUGAUCUGGUUCCCUUUGAAGAUUGCCUAUCACAUACAUGGCAACAACUGGAUUUAUGGGGAAGCUCUCUGCAAGGUGCUCGUUGGCUUUUUCUAUGGCAACAUGUACUGUUCCAUUCUCUUCAUGACCUGCCUUAGUGUGCAGAGGUAUUGGGUCAUCGUGAAUCCCAUGGUGCACUCCAGGAAGAAAGCAAAUAUUGCCUUUGGGGUCUCCCUGGGGAUAUGGCUGCUGAUUUUGCUGGUUACCAUACCCUUGUAUGUCGUGAAGCAGACUGUCUACAUUCCAGCCCUUAACAUCACAACCUGCCAUGAUGUUUUGCCUGAGGAGGUAUUGGUAGGGGACAUGUUCAAUUAUUUCCUCUCUCUGGCCAUCGGAGUCUUUCUAUUCCCAGCCUUCCUCACAGCCUCUGCCUAUGUGCUAAUGAUCAAAACACUUCGAUCUUCUGCUGUGGAUGAAAACUCAGGAAAGAAGAGGCGGAGAGCCAUCAAACUCAUUGUCACUGUUCUGGCCAUGUACCUGGUCUGCUUCACUCCCAGUAACCUUCUGCUUGUGGUGCAUUAUUUCCUGAUUAAAACCUGGAGCAAGAGCUAUGUCUACCACCUGUACCUUGUCGCCCUCUGCCUCUCCACCCUCAACAGCUGCAUUGACCCCUUUGUCUAUUACUUUGUUUCCCAAGACUUCAGGGAUCAUGCGAAGAACGCGCUCCUUUGUCGAAGUGUCCGUACCGUAAAGCAGAUGCAAGUAUCCCUCACGUCCAAGAAAUUCUCCAGGAAAUCCAGCUCUUACUCUUCGAGUUCAACCAGUGUUAAAGCCUCCUACUGACUUGCAGCCUCUCCAGUGGUUGUUUUACAGGAGGAUUUGGAACCUGCUUGGCAUUGUGGAUAUGAGUUUCUGUUGUUUCCUAACUAAGCAGGUCUCUCCACAUACUACCAUGUAUCUGCAGCAUCUGUCAGGAAUACUGGGAGCUUCCCUGUUUGCUUGAGGAAAACCUCCCAAACUAAUACAGAUGUCAGUUUUAGAAUUCUUUUCUGAUGCUUCCAGAAAUGCAACCAACAGAAGCAAACUUUUCAGAAGACGGUGAAGCAACAGAAACCUGGUAGCGUUGGCGUGAAGAUACAGCUCUUAGCUAAGACGACAUUUCUCUACAUCUGGGCUCAGUGACAGCCCCGUUAAGGCUUCAGUGCCCUCAGAGAUGAUGAGACCGACCGACCGACUGACUGACUCUGCAGACGUGGAGGCUAAAGAAGUGAAGAAGCUGCCUGAAGUCAGAGGCGCUUCUGUUCCAACCAGCAGCAGCCAGUUAGUGUUGGACAGUAGAACAAGAAUGUUCCAUGGAGUCCUACCACCCCUCCUCCUCAUAGAUCUUGUUUACAAACGCAGGUUUGUCAGACUCAGGAAUGAGAGCUCAGGGUCUGGGUCGGGAACCUGCAUUUUACCAAGCCUCUGCUGCAUGUGCUCACGCGCACCAGGGUUUGAGAACCUUUGGUCCGGAUGCUGCUUCUACUUGACAAGGUGCCAAGGAGAAAGAAGCACAUGGCGCUUUGGGUCUUUUACAAACAGCCUGUGAUGAAAUCUGUUUGUUGUCUCAUUAGGGCUUUUGGUUAUUUAUCAGUCCUUUGAGGUUUUGUAUCUAUCCUUAUCACUACAAGGAAAAUGCCGUGGAGGUUUUAAAGGUGGAAAUACAACUUGUGUGUAACUUUAUACUGACGCAGAAUCUUUGGGUAGUCUGAGUUACAGAUGAUUUCAGAGUAAGAAUGGCAUUUGUCACUUAGUAUUUUUCAUAAUUAUAGUUGGACUAUUUAUUGUCAGUUUUCUUCACUUCCUACUAAAUAUGACAUUAUAAUGCCUUCACUGGAUUUGAACCACAUCUGUUUGGAAAAGAAUGCUAAAGAGAUGUGAUUUACAAUAUAUUUAGGGAGUAUUUACCCCAAACUGAAUUUAUAACUGUUGUGCUUGUGAUUUUUUUGAAAUAGUUUUAUUGUAGUGAUUUAUAAAUAACACAUGACCCUGUUUUUUACAACUGA
This is a messenger RNA of Suricata suricatta (meerkat), 2525 nucleotides long. RefSeq names its product F2R like trypsin receptor 1 (gene F2RL1). Gene Ontology annotation, molecular function: thrombin-activated receptor activity. The transcript is spliced from 2 exons. Lineage: Eukaryota; Metazoa; Chordata; Mammalia; Carnivora; Herpestidae. Gene Ontology annotation, cellular component: membrane. The record is from RefSeq and is a predicted model, not a curated record. Bases 130 to 1323 code for a protein of 397 amino acids. Gene Ontology annotation, biological process: phospholipase C-activating G protein-coupled receptor signaling pathway; positive regulation of Rho protein signal transduction; thrombin-activated receptor signaling pathway.